This is a messenger RNA of Daphnia pulicaria, 761 nucleotides long. RefSeq lists its product as uncharacterized. The transcript is spliced from 2 exons. The record is from RefSeq and is a predicted model, not a curated record. NCBI's taxonomy places the organism in Eukaryota, Metazoa, Arthropoda, Branchiopoda, Diplostraca, Daphniidae. Bases 387 to 761 code for a protein of 124 amino acids.
CAAGAAAUCGUCCAAGAAAUCGUCCAGCCGAAGGUAAGGUUAAAAUUUUUGUUUCUUAAAUUUUUUUUUCUAAUUUUUUUUUUGUAUAGUUGUAAAACAGGAACCACAUGAUGGCGUCUCACCUGAAAGGAGGACCUUGGAAAUUGGAUCACGCCAUCACGUGGAAGCUGUUUUAGCUCAUAGGUAAGCUAAUUUGUGAUUGUUAUUGUGUGUGUUCGUGUGUGUGUGUGUGUGUGUUUCGGGGCAAUGUUCAAAAUCAUAAGGGCAAUGUAUUUUUUUUUAAAUGGACACCAGGAAGAAAUCGAAUCGUUCGCUCAGCGUCACCGUGUUGUCGACCACUGUUCCGCACGGUGGAUUCCUGAACGCGUCUCUUCUUUUCAAGAAGAAUGUUGAAAUGGGUAAAUUAUCCCAGCAAUGAGUACUUCAACUUAUGGGAAGAAAAGCAGAACUGCAAUUGUGAUUCCCUAAUUCGUCAAUACCUGGAAAAAAAUCAAAACCCUUCGAUUAUAAACUUAUUGGAUGGUCCUGGAGCUGGGGAAGAAGGGACUUUACUAAGACCCAACCAAGCGAUCAUCAAAGUGGAAAAUCCAGGUGAGCUAGCAUCCGGCACACCUGCAUUUGUUCCACUUACCCCGUUGGAUAUGGAGUUGGCCAAGUCCAACCAACUGUUGCGUCAUAGGAAUAAUCGUCGCGACUACACCAUAUAUGUUCGUGACGAUCCUAUGACAACAACAACAGCAGCAACGGCAGCAGGAAGUUGA